AUGGGUCGCAAAAAGAUUGAGAUGAAGAUGGUGAAGGAUAGCAACGCCAGGCAAGUCACCUUCUCGAAGCGCCGAAAUGGGCUCUUCAAGAAGGCGAAUGAACUUGCUACCCUAUGCGCGGCGCAAGUUGCCAUCGUUGUUUUCUCGCCGGGGGGCAAGCCAUUCUCAUUUGGAAACCCUAGCGUAGAUGCUGUUACUCAACGCUUUCUAAAUCAGGACUACACCAUUGAGGUUGAUCCUGAGCAAGAGGCGAGAGUUGAGAAACUUAGCGAGGAACUCAAUGGUUUACUUAAGCAGCUUCACAUUGAGAAGAAGCGAGGAAAGAUGCUUGACAAGGCUCUCAAAGAAAGUGGAGCAUCAAGAAGCUUAUUAAACAUCAAUGAACUUGGCUAUGAUGAGCUCGUGAACCUGAAGGCGAAGUUGGAGGAGCUUCAGAGGAAUCUGAAAGGGCGCGUUAAUGAGAUUGAGGCGUCGUCUUCAUUGCUGCUCCUGAAAAAGGUUGCCGAUGAAGAAGAUGAUGAUUAA
This is a messenger RNA of Pistacia vera, 525 nucleotides long. Its product is annotated as agamous-like MADS-box protein AGL29. Gene Ontology annotation, molecular function: DNA-binding transcription factor activity, RNA polymerase II-specific; RNA polymerase II cis-regulatory region sequence-specific DNA binding; protein dimerization activity. The record is from RefSeq and is a predicted model, not a curated record. The transcript has a single exon. Gene Ontology annotation, biological process: positive regulation of transcription by RNA polymerase II. NCBI's taxonomy places the organism in Eukaryota, Viridiplantae, Streptophyta, Magnoliopsida, Sapindales, Anacardiaceae. The coding region runs from base 1 to 525 and encodes 174 amino acids.